Molecule: messenger RNA, 651 nt
Organism: Stegodyphus dumicola
Lineage: Eukaryota; Metazoa; Arthropoda; Arachnida; Araneae; Eresidae
Source: RefSeq, a predicted model, not a curated record
AUGACAAACCUGAUUCAGAAAAAUGCUUUCAUCCCCUUCCAGAGACUUAUUCAUCUACCAAGUAACCCUCAUUGGAGAAAUUAUGAUUAUAAUAAACAACGAAAUCUGAAGACACAAAAUGGCUUUCUGCAGUGUGUCUUUCGCCUAGAACAAUACAAUCAUUUAAGAACACUGAAACCGGCACUGCUGUUUUUGCUAAAUCCGUUGGAUUAUAGCUUCCUUUAUGUGCGGUUGGACCUGGAAAUGAAAGUUGAUAAGAAGGAAAUGAGUCCAGAGCAAAUAAGAACUAUAGCUUUGGAAACAAUUGAGCAACGUUUUCCGGCUGAGGAAUGGAUACGUGUAUAUACGGAUGGCUCUUUGAUCGAUAGGAUUCCAAGGGCUGGAGCUGGAGUUUUUAGCAAGCUUUUCAGUUUCUACAUACCUGUAGGGGCUUACUCCACUCACUUUGAUGGAGCCAUUCAUGUAGCUCUCCAACAAUUAUCAUUGAGACAGAGCUCGUUCAGGAGGGCUGUUGUACUGUAUGAUUUGACUUCAGCAAUGCAGGCCAUCUCCUCUUACCAAGAGUGUAAGAACACAUGCGUUCAACAGUGUCAGGAAGUCAUAAAAGAACUUUCCCACGAGAUAUCUUUUCGAUGGGUACCUUCACACUGA